Erigeron canadensis is the source of this 959-nucleotide messenger RNA. RefSeq names its product dolichol-phosphate mannosyltransferase subunit 1. The transcript is spliced from 8 exons. NCBI's taxonomy places the organism in Eukaryota, Viridiplantae, Streptophyta, Magnoliopsida, Asterales, Asteraceae. The coding region runs from base 59 to 772 and encodes 237 amino acids. Gene Ontology annotation, biological process: protein O-linked glycosylation via mannose; GPI anchor biosynthetic process. The record is from RefSeq and is a predicted model, not a curated record. Gene Ontology annotation, cellular component: endoplasmic reticulum membrane. Gene Ontology annotation, molecular function: dolichyl-phosphate beta-D-mannosyltransferase activity.
UAAUAAUAAUAAUAAUAAUAAUAAUAAUAAUAAUAAUAAUAAUAAUAGAAAGAAGAAGAUGAAAAAAGAAUACAGUAUAAUAGUUCCGACAUACAACGAACGACUCAACAUCGCCCUCAUCGUUUUCUUAGUCAUCAAACAUAUGCCGCCGGAUGUUGACUUUGAAAUAUUAGUUGUGGAUGAUGGUAGUCCGGAUGGAACUCAAGAUAUCGUCAAACAGUUGCAGGAAGUCUACGGGGAAGAUCGCAUUCGAUUACUAGCUAGGCCCAGGAAGCUUGGAUUAGGGACUGCGUACAUUCAUGGUUUGAAGCAUGCUUUGGGGAACUUUGUUGUAAUUAUGGAUGCUGACCUAUCACACCAUCCGAAGUACCUUCCACACUUCAUAAAGAAACAGAUAGAGACAGGUGCCGAUAUUGUCACCGGAACUCGUUAUGUGAGAGGUGGGGGCGUGCAUGGUUGGACUUUAAUGCGCAAAUUGACAAGUAGAGGGGCUAAUGUUUUGGCACACACGCUUCUUUGGCCUGGUGUAUCAGACUUGACAGGCUCCUUCCGUCUUUACAAGAAGUCUGUGCUUGAAGACAUCAUAAGUUCUUGUGUGAGCAAGGGAUAUGUUUUCCAAAUGGAGAUGAUAGUCCGAGCAUCAAGAAAAGGUUACCAUAUUGAAGAGGUUCCAAUCACUUUUGUAGACAGAGUUUAUGGAACUUCCAAGCUUGGUGGGUCUGAAAUAGUGGAAUAUUUAAAGGGGCUUGUGUAUCUCCUCUUUACAACAUAAAGAUAUCUUCUCUUUACAGCAUAAAGAAUGUAAGCCUGAUACCAUUCGAUACCAUAAUCUCAUUAGUGUUUCUUUCUAUUUCUAUUUCACAGAUGACCUGACUAUCUGACCAGAUACCAAAUAGCCUUUUUAUUACAUUUUUGUGAGAUCUUUUAAUCAUAUACCAAGUAUAUCUUUGAUUUUUUCA